This is a messenger RNA of Saccharomycodes ludwigii, 507 nucleotides long. It is a transcript of the gene UBC7, whose product is annotated as E2 ubiquitin-conjugating protein UBC7. The transcript has a single exon. NCBI's taxonomy places the organism in Eukaryota, Fungi, Ascomycota, Saccharomycetes, Saccharomycodales, Saccharomycodaceae. Gene Ontology annotation, cellular component: endoplasmic reticulum; cytosol. The record is from RefSeq and is a predicted model, not a curated record. Bases 1 to 507 code for a protein of 168 amino acids.
AUGCCACCAUCCAGGGUCACAGCACAAAGACGAUUACUGAAAGAACUGCAACAUUUAAAUAAAGAUUGUCCUGAGGGUAUCAUAGCGGCCCCUAUAUCAGAUGAUAAUCUAUUUGAGUGGGAUUGUUUAAUCCAAGGGCCACCAGAUUCACCAUAUGAAAAUGGUGUUUUUAAUGCAAAGUUGAAUUUCCCUAGCGACUAUCCAUUAAGUCCACCAAAAUUGAUCUUUACACCAAGUAUACUCCACCCAAAUAUUUAUCCCAACGGAGAAGUUUGUAUUUCUAUAUUACACCCACCUGGUGCUGAUCCAAACAUGUAUGAAUUAGCUGAGGAAAGAUGGUCACCUGUUCAAAGCAUUGAAAAAAUAUUAUUAAGUGUCAUGAGCAUGUUGAGUGAACCUAAUGUGGAAAGUGGUGCCAAUAUAGAUGCCUGCAAGUUAUGGAGGGAUAAUAGAAAGGAAUAUGAGAAACAAGUUAAAGAUAACGUUAAGCACAGUUUAGGUUUAUAG